GGGACUUAGCUUAAGUUUCCAGUGACAGGUUUGGCUUCUGCAAGACUAGGAGGUCCACAGGAUGGCAGGCUCUGUAAGUGGUGAGUCUGCAUCCAGCUCAUCAGCAAUAUUUCAAAGGGGAAGAAAAGUUCUCAUGCAGAAAGUGGAGAGCUGGGUUCUGAGCCUUACACACCUGGCUUAGAAAGUAAGGGUAAACAUCCACUGUGUUUGACCUUAUAAAGGAGCCAGGCUCUGAAAACAGCAUCACUGUCUCAAGCAACAGGGCUGCAAAGUUGUUGACAUCUACAAUCACAUAUCAAAAAAGCAAUGGUAAUUAUGGCGACCACCCUGGACAUCCAGGGUCCAGGAUUCCUGUGUCAUCCAAUGAAGAGAAGAAUGGAGCCAGUCCUUCCCGGGAGUGGGCAGGAUGUCAAGUGCUCCCUUGGCUAUUUCCCCUGUGGGAAUAUCACCAAGUGCUUGCCUCAGCUUCUUCAUUGCAAUGGCGUGGACGACUGUGGCAACCAAGCGGAUGAGGACAACUGCGGAGACAACAAUGGAUGGCCUAUACAAUUUGACAAAUACUUUGCCAGUUACUACAAAAUGACUUCCUUGUAUCACUUUGAGACACGAACAUCUGAAUGCCUGGUCGGUUCUGUGCCUGUGCCAUGUCUUUGCCGAGGUUUAGAGGUUGACUGUGAUGAGACCAAUUUACGAGCUGUUCCAUCAGUUUCUUCAAAUGUGACUAAAAUGUCACUUCAGUGGAACUUAAUAAGAAAGCUUCCUCCUGAUGGCUUCAAGAAGUACCAUCACCUUCAGAAGCUGUGCCUGCAAAACAAUAAUAUUAGAUCCAUAUCCAUCUAUGCUUUCAGAGGACUGUACAGUCUUACUAAACUGUAUCUCAGUCAUAACAGAAUAACUUUCUUGAAGCCGGGUGUUUUUGAAGAUCUCCACAGACUAGAAUGGCUGAUAAUUGAAGAUAAUCACCUCAGUCGAAUUUCCCCACUAACAUUUUAUGGACUAAAUUCUCUUAUUCUCUUAGCACUGAUGAAUAAUGUCCUCACCCAUUUGCCAGAUAAACCUCUUUGCCAGCACAUGCCAAGACUGCACUGGCUGGACUUUGAAGGCAACCAUAUCCAUAAUUUAAGAAAUUUGACUUUUAUUUCCUGCAGUAAUUUAACUGUUUUGGUAAUGAGGAAAAACAAAAUUAAUCAUCUAAGUGAAAAUACUUUUGCACCUCUACAAAAGCUAGAUGAAUUGGAUUUAGGAAGUAAUAAGAUUGAGAAUCUUCCACCGCAAGUAUUUAAGGAUCUGAAGGAGCUCUCACAAUUGAAUCUUUCCUAUAACCCAAUCCAGAAAAUUCAAGCAAAUCAAUUUGAUUAUCUUGUCAAACUCAAGUCUCUCAGCCUAGAAGGAAUUGAAAUUUCAAAUAUCCAACAAAGGAUGUUUAGACCUCUAAUGAAUCUCUCUCACAUAUAUUUUAAGAAAUUCCAGUACUGUGGGUAUGCACCACAUGUUCGCAGCUGUAAACCAAACACUGAUGGGAUCUCAUCUCUCGAGAACCUCUUGGCAAGCAUUAUUCAGAGAGUAUUUGUCUGGGUUGUAUCUGCAGUCACAUGCUUUGGAAACGUCUUUGUCAUUUGUAUGAGACCUUAUAUCAGGUCUGAGAACAGACUGCAUGCCAUGUCAAUCAUUUCUCUCUGCUGUGCUGACUGCCUAAUGGGAAUAUAUUUGUUUGUCAUUGGAGCCUUCGAUCUCAAGUUUCGUGGAGAAUACAACAAGCACGCGCAGCUGUGGAUGGAGAGCAUUCACUGCCAGAUUGUAGGGUCUUUGGCCAUUCUAUCCACAGAAGUAUCAGUGUUACUUCUAACAUUUCUGACACUGGAAAAAUAUAUCUGCAUUGUCUAUCCUUUUAGAUGUUUAAGACCUAAAAAAUGCAGAACAAUUACAGUUCUGAUUCUCAUUUGGAUGACUGGGUUUAUCGUGGCUUUCAUUCCACUGACCAAUAAGGAAUUUUUCAAAAACUACUAUGGCACCAAUGGCGUGUGCUUCCCUCUUCAUUCAGAAGACACAGAAAGUACUGGAGCUCAGAUUUACUCCGUGGCAAUUUUUCUCGGUAUUAACUUGGCAGCAUUUAUCAUCAUAGUUUUUUCUUAUGGAAGCAUGUUUUAUAGCAUUCAUCAAAGUGCCAUAACAGCAACUGAAAUACGGAAUCAAGUUAAAAAAGAGAUGAUCCUUGCCAAACGGUUUUUCUUUAUUGUAUUUACUGAUGCAUUAUGCUGGAUACCCAUUUUUGUGCUGAAAUUUCUUUCAUUGCUUCAGGUAGAAAUACCAGGUACCAUAACCUCUUGGGUAGUGAUUUUUAUUCUGCCUAUCAACAGUGCUUUGAACCCAAUUCUGUAUACUCUGACCACAAGACCAUUCAAGGAAAUGAUUCAUCAGUUUUGGUAUAACUACAGAAAAAGAAGAUCUAUUGACAGCAAAGGAAGUCAGAAAACAUAUGCUCCGUCUUUCAUCUGGGUAGAAAUGUGGCCGCUGCAGGAGAUGCCACCUGAGUUAAUAAAGCCAGCUCUUUUCACAGACCCCUGUGAAUUGUCACUAAUUUCUCAAUCAACUAGACUCAAUUCCUAUUCAUAACGGACUUUGAAACCCAUUUCUACACAGAGAAUAUUAUGGGAUGCUUCGUGAUGGAUUUAUUAGUAUAAAAUGAAUGCCACAAAAUUAAUAAUUUAUAAUGGCUGAGAUAAAACCAUUAUAAAGACAUGAGGUUAUUUGGGAAAAAUCAAAGUAACUGAUGCCCAUAUAAAGGGAAAUAAAUUAUACUGAUAAUGUGUAUAUAUUAGUACAUAUUUUGCAUAGGAAAUUAAGAGAAAUCUACUUCAGAAAGACUCAUUCAUUCUUUUACUAGGCAUUUAUUGAGUACCCACUAUGUGUAUAGCACUGCAGUAAAUUUCUGGAAGUAUAGAACCUGGAAGUAUAGAAUAGUAUAGAACCUUUUCAAUUUGCAAUGUUAAAUUAUGUUUAGCUACAACAGAAUAGAUGCAGCUCUUAGAUGAAGGUAGAGCUUUAUCUGUCAUGCACAUAGCAAACAUAAUAAUCAUGGACACUUUUAAAUAAAGGUUUAAGGUUUUGUAAUACUCAAUGUAAUGAAAAAUGAGAAAUGAGAAAAUGUCUGUUUGCAAAAUAGUUUGUUUUAAAAAUUCAUCUUACCUCUCAAGUUGCUGUACAUUUGAGAGGUAGUACAAGAUAUCUAUUUCUAUGAAAAAAGAUAUUCUGAUAAACUCAAAAAAGCAUUUUACACUCAACUAAUUUUCAACAAAGAUGCCAAGACAAUCAAAUGAGGAAAGAACUGUCUGUUCAACAAAUGAUGCUGGGACAACUGGAUAUUCACAUGCAAAAGAAGGAAAUUGGACCCUUACCUUACACCAUAUAUAAAAAUUAACUCAAAAUUAAUCAACAACCUAAAAAUAAGACAAAACUCUUAGAAGAAAACAUAUGAGUAGAUCUUCAAGACCUUGGAUUUAGCAAUGGUUUCUUAGGUGUGUCAACAAAAGCAUAAGCAACAAAGGGGAAAAAAUUGAUAAAUUGGACUUCAUCUAAAUUAAAAACUUUUGUGUACCAAACAACACUAUCAAAAAAGCAAAAAAGACGGGGUGCCUAGCUGGCUCAGUCAGUGGAGUGCACCUCUCGAUCUCGGGGUUAUAAGUUCGAGCCCCACGUUGGGUGUAGAUUACUUAAAAAUGAAAUCUUUUUUUAAAAAGUAAAAAGACAACCUACAGAAUGGAAGAAAAUAUUUGCAAAUCAUAUAUCUGAGAAGGUUUUACUAUCCAGAAUAUAUAAAGAACUACAACUCAACCACAAGAUGAACAAGCCAAUUUAAAAGUGGACAAAGAACUUAAAAAGCCAUUUCUCCAAACAAGAUAAACAAAUGGCCAAUAAGCACUUGAAAAGUUGCUCAACAUCAGUAAUCGUUAGAAAAAUGAAAAUUAGAACCACAAUGACAUAACACUUUACACCUACUAAAAAGGCUGUAACUAAAACAACAAAAGACAAAGAAAAAAAGAGAAAACAAAUACUGACAAGGAUGUGGAGAUCGAAACCCUUCUGCAUUGCUGGUUGAAAUGUAAAAUGAUGCAGCUGUUAUCAUAGACAGUACUGUGAUAGUUCUUCAAAAGCUUAUCAUAGGAUUAACAUAUGAUCCAGCAAUUUCACUCCCAGGUGUAAACCCAAAAGAGUAGAAAACAGGAUUCAGACACUUGUAUACAAAUGCUCAUUGCAUUAUUCACAGUAGCCAAAAGAUGGAAACAACUCAAGUGCCCAUCAACUAAUAAACGGAAAAACAAAAUGUGGUAUAUACAUACAAUGGAAUAUCAUUCAGCCAUUUAUAAGAAAUAAUGAAGUUCUGACACAUGCUACAAUGUGAUGAGUAUCAAAUAACCCAGACACAAAAGGACAAAUACCAUGAUUCCACUUACAUGAAAUAUCUAGGAUAAGCAAAUUCAUAGAGAUAGAAAAUAGAUUAGAGGUCACUGGGGGUGAGAGGGUCAGAAGGAUGCUGCCUAAGAAGUACAGAGUAUUUUCCUGGACAAAAAAAGUUAUAAAAUUGAUUGUGGUGAUGGAUAAACAACUCUGUGAAAAUGCUAAAAGCCACUGAAUUGUAGAUGUUAGACGGGUGAAUUUUAUGGUUUGUGAAUUAGAUCUCAAUAAAGCAGUUAAAGGGAAAAAGAAGAGCUAGAAUGCAAUGAUUCAGGAACUUAAGGAAGGAAAGGUCUGCAUGCACAUGUUUUACUUCAAAGACAAAGUAGCUGUCAUCAAGAGAUGGAUUUACCUUCCUUUUGCAUGGCCAGUCAGUUCAUAAGAUACUAACUUUUUGGCUACUUAUUCUUCUGGUCUCUAACUGAGCUAUUGGAAUUUUUUUGGUUUAGUAAUUUGAAACCUUUAAAUAGGAACAAAAUGUCUUCAGGUAGUUUUAAAUACACUAAAAAUGUUUAACGCAUGAAAUUACUGGAAUCAGAAAUGUAUUUAUCGAAUAUAUAAUUGUAUAGAUUUCUUUGGAAAGUAAGUUACCUGAAACUUACAUCUAUUAAAAACACGGAUUACUUUGA
Neofelis nebulosa (Clouded leopard) is the source of this 5081-nucleotide messenger RNA. It is a transcript of the gene RXFP1, whose product is annotated as relaxin family peptide receptor 1. Gene Ontology annotation, biological process: G protein-coupled receptor signaling pathway. The record is from RefSeq and is a predicted model, not a curated record. The transcript is spliced from 18 exons. Gene Ontology annotation, molecular function: G protein-coupled receptor activity; protein binding. Bases 307 to 2613 code for a protein of 768 amino acids. Lineage: Eukaryota; Metazoa; Chordata; Mammalia; Carnivora; Felidae. Gene Ontology annotation, cellular component: membrane.